UGUGACGCGCCGCCAACUACAACUCUUUGCGAGCCUUUACCAGAUCAAUUUAGCAUAUCAACCUGCUCUAAUAUCCUAUCUCAUGACGUAUUACGUAUCUUCGUCUGGAUUAUUGGUAGUUUAUCUAUAGUAGGCAACAUUAUUUCCAUUGUAUGGCAUGUUAAAAGCUUUGUAAAGAAUAAUAUGGUGGUUCAAACAUUGUUAAUAAAUCUGUCCUUUGCUGAUCUCAUUAUGGGAAUUUACUUAAUCACGAUUGCCGUAACUGAUAUUUACUAUUUUGGUAUUUAUGCUCAAUAUCUCGAGACAUGGUUACAUAGUGUUAUAUGCGUUAUGGCUUCAUUUUUAGUAGCGAUCUCUAGCCUAAUGUCAACAUUUAUCCUUUUCCUCAUCACUUUGGAUCGAUAUCUAUUUCUAGUCUAUCCUUUUGAGAACUAUCGCCUUUCUUAUAAGCUAAUUACUCUCGUUUUAAUCGUGUUAUGGACCGUAUCAGCUACGUUUACCGCUUUGCCACUUGUUUAUAGCUAUAAUCAGCCUGCAUCUUAUAGAUUGUAUGGUACGAACAGCGCUUGCUUACCUGGAAAUACAGAUAAUAUUUAUUACCUAAGCUGGCUUCUAACUUACUGUGGUACUACUCUACUAACUUGGAUCUUUAUCGCAAUUAUGUAUAUAAUAAUCUUGGUUUAUUUGACAAAAUCACGGAAACAAGCUAAACGAGAAAUUUCCAAAUUCGAAAAAAUCGUCCGAGCUAAAAUGAUCACUAUUGUUAUCACCGACUUAAUCUGUUGGAUGCCAUUAUAUGUUGUAUUAAUUCAAGCGACAAUUGAACAAGAACUUGAUACCCAUGUAUUGCCGUUUAUUGCAGUUUUAUCUCUACCUCUUAAUUCAUGUAUCAAUCCUAUUAUUUACACAAUUUAUACAACAACUUUUGUUAAUAACGCUAUGCUGAUAAUAACAAAAAUACGAUCCUGCUGCUCUUGUUGUAUACUUUGCUCCUAUGAAGCUAAUGCUAAUUCUGACGCAUGUAGUGGAGGUAAGUACCCGCAACUGAAUUAA
Molecule: messenger RNA, 1053 nt
Organism: Trichoplax adhaerens
Lineage: Eukaryota; Metazoa; Placozoa; Uniplacotomia; Trichoplacea; Trichoplacidae
Exons: 1
Biological process (GO): G protein-coupled receptor signaling pathway
Cellular component (GO): membrane
Molecular function (GO): G protein-coupled receptor activity; protein-hormone receptor activity
Source: RefSeq, a predicted model, not a curated record